Molecule: messenger RNA, 417 nt
Organism: Rhodofomes roseus
Lineage: Eukaryota; Fungi; Basidiomycota; Agaricomycetes; Polyporales; Fomitopsidaceae
Exons: 1
Coding region: 1-417 (138 amino acids)
Source: RefSeq, a predicted model, not a curated record
AUGCGUGUCUCUAUUCUUUCUUCGUUGACCGCGCUCGCGAUCAGCACCUUGGUAUUCGCCCAAAUCACGCCUCCCAUAUACGACGAGGUUUCCUUCAGCUCCAAGUACACCGACACGAACGCAUCCGUCGACACCCUUACCUGCGGGGACCAGCUUGCCGCCGAGGGAUACGCCACCGUCGGUGCUAUCCCAGGGAACAUUGCCGGGUUCGCCAACAUCACCAGCACGGACUCUUCACUCUGCGGGAAGUGCUAUGUCCUAGAGUACGCGGGAGCCUUCCUCACCGUUCGCGUCGUGGACACGGCGGGAGACGGAUUCGUGGUCACGAAGGGCGCGUACGAGACUUUGACGGGGAACCAAGCACCGAUUCCUCCCAGCGUCGAUGCGCGAGUUUUGGAGGGCCCUACAAGUUGCUGA